Molecule: messenger RNA, 615 nt
Organism: Solanum stenotomum
Lineage: Eukaryota; Viridiplantae; Streptophyta; Magnoliopsida; Solanales; Solanaceae
Exons: 2
Coding region: 1-615 (204 amino acids)
Source: RefSeq, a predicted model, not a curated record
AUGGUGGCAUUGAAGAUAGAUCAGAAUGAUCCUUUAUACAUUGGGGCCUCAUACAGUUCGAGUGUUGUAUUGAUUCCCAUAAAGUUGAUUGGAUCUGAGAAUUAUGGAAUCUGGAGCAGGUCAAUGAGAAUUGCAUUGUUGGAAAAGAGGAAGUAUGGAUUUGUGACUGGUGCUUGCACUAGAGGUUUAUACAAAGAAGAUCUGCAUGAGCAGUGGGAAAUAUGUAAUGCAAUUGUGUUGUCAUGGCUGAUGAACACAGUCAGUGAGAAGCUUCUCAGUGGCAUUGUAUAUGCCAUAAAUGCCUUAUCACUUUGGAAUGAUCUCAAGGAAAGAUUUGACAAAAAACAACAGACUGUUUCAAGAAGCUCAGCUGAAGCUGAGUACAGAAGCAUAACUUCAGCAGUCUCAGAAAUCACCUGGCUCCUAGGCUUGUUCAAAGAGCUAGGAGUGUCUAUUCAGUUGCCUAUUACUAUUUUUAGCGACAGUAAAUCAGCCAUACAACUAGCAGCUAACACAGUGUUUCAUGAAAGGACAAAACAUAUCGAGAUAGAUUGUCACUUCAUCAGAGAUAAGAUCAAAGCAGGGGUGGUUGACACUGCCUAUGAACACACAUAA